Molecule: messenger RNA, 2966 nt
Organism: Lepisosteus oculatus (spotted gar)
Lineage: Eukaryota; Metazoa; Chordata; Actinopteri; Semionotiformes; Lepisosteidae
Gene: wdr36
Product: WD repeat domain 36
Biological process (GO): rRNA processing
Cellular component (GO): Pwp2p-containing subcomplex of 90S preribosome; small-subunit processome
Molecular function (GO): protein binding
Source: RefSeq, a predicted model, not a curated record
GCUUGUUUCGGAAGCAGCAUGGAAUCCUCAUGAGAUACAGGCUUCAGUUUUCGAGUGGAAACAAAUUUUAAUUUUAGUUAGGAUACACAGAUAAUUGAGAAGAUUGUCCGUUACAGUUACAGUUGUGUAUUAUGUCUGUCGCAAAUAAGAAAGGGAGCGCUCUAUUUUCUGGGUUCAGGGCUCUGGGACUUUAUUCCAACCACCUUCCCCACGUGGUGCGCUACCAUAAAAAGCACCGGGAGUUCUACGUGGUCACUGCUGUGGGAAAAUGCUUCCAUACUUACAACGUCAAGAAACUUGGAAUUGUUGCCGUUAGCAAUGCACUCCCAGAGGACAUCUCGUCUUUGGCUGCAGAUCGUAUGUUGGUAUUUGUUGCACAUGGAAAGCUGGUAUCUGCAUUUGCCAGGAACAAAGAGGUGGUGCAUACCUACAAAGGCCACAAUGCAGAAGUUCAUCUUUUGCUGCCUUUUGGAGAUCACAUGAUUUCAGUGGACAAAGACAACAUUCUCAUUAUCUGGGAUGUACAGUCAGAAGAGGAGUACUUGCAGAUAACAUUUGAUAAAACAGCAUUUGAUGUGUCUGCCAUAAUGCACCCGAGUACCUAUCUGAAUAAGAUCCUGUUGGGAAGCAGCCAGGGAGGACUUCAGUUGUGGAAUGUGAAAUCCAACAAACUUCUAUACACAUUCUCUGGCUGGAGUUCAGGAGUGUCAGUUCUUACACAGGCUCCAGCAGUGGAUGUUGUGGGUGUUGGAUUAUCAUCUGGUCAGAUUAUUGUUCACAACAUUAAGUAUGAUGAGACAUUAAUGAAGUUCCAGCAAGACUGGGGCCCAAUUACUGCUAUAUCAUUCCGAACAGAUGGCCAUCCAGUUAUGGCUGCUGGCAGCCCUGUUGGGCACAUUGGACUGUGGGACCUUGAAGACAAGAAACUCAUUGCCCAAAUGAGAAAUGCUCACAACACUUCCAUUGCAGGGCUGACAUUUGUUCAAGGAGAGCCUCUUCUUAUUACAAAUGCAGCUGAUAAUGCCAUUAGGGUGUGGAUAUUUGAUGCUCCAGGAGGUGGUGGUCGCUUAUUGAGAUGCCGCAUUGGACACAGUGCUCCACCCACAAGAAUAAGGCACCAUGGGCAAAACGGGAAGCAGAUUCUUAGUGCUGGACAAGAUGGAACUUUGCAGUCUUUUUCCAUUAUUCAUGAGAGGUUCAAUAAGAGUUUGGGACACGGUUCCAUUAACAAAAAAAAAUCCAAAAAGAAGGGUCUCCAGUAUGACACAAUGAAGCUUCCAGCUAUUACCACAUUUGCCUCAGAGACUGCACGUCAGAGUGAUUGGGAUGGUAUCGUUGCUUGUCAUCGUGGUUUCCUAAGUGUAACCACGUGGAACUACCAGAAGACCUCCAUGGGAGUGCACAAGCUGGAGCCGGAGAGAUUUGAACGAAACCGAGCGCUAAAUGUCCACGCUACGGCUGUGGAUAUCACGUCAUGUGGCAACUUUGCAGUAGUAGCCCUGUCAUCAGGACAUCUAGACGUAUACAACAUGCAGUCAGGCUACCAUAGAGGUCAAUAUGGCAAAGAUAAAGCUCAUGAAGGACCAGUUCGUGGACUGGCUGUAGAUGGACUCAACCAGCUGACUGUCAGUGUUGGAGCAGACAAGUUGAUCAAGAUCUGGAAAUUUAAGUCUAAGGAACUGGUUCACACAGUUGCACUGAAGUCCUCACCUGCUGCUGUAUUUUUACAUAGGGACAGUGGAAUGCUUGCCAUUGCUUUGGAUGAUUUCGCCAUUAACAUUUUGGACAUGGAGACAAGGAGAAUUGUACGAAUAUUCUCAGGACACAAUGGUCAAAUAAAUGACAUGGCCUUUAGUCCUGAUGGUAGAUGGCUGAUAACUUCCUCCAUGGACUGCACUAUUAGAACCUGGGAUCUUCCAUCUGGAUGCCUCAUCGACUGUUUCCUGCUUGACGCAGCAGCUGUCAGUAUUACCAUGUCACCUACAGGGGAUUUUUUGGCUUCUGCACAUGUAGAUGAUCUGGGGAUAUAUCUAUGGUCAAACAACACACUCUGUAGACCGGUGUCCCUGCGUCCCCUGCCUUCUGAUUAUGAACCCGCGGUGGUAAUGCUACCUGGAACCUGUCCUGUGCAAGAGAUGGAGUAUGAAGUUGAGGAGGUCACGAGUGACGAGAUGAUAGAGUAUGAGUCUCCAGAGCAGCUUGCAGACCAGCUGGUGACACUUUCUCUGCUGCCUGAUUCAAGGUGGAAAAACCUGCUGAAACUGGAUAUUAUUAAGAAAAGAAACAAGCCCAAGGAGCCUCCAAAAGUGCCCAAGUCUGCUCCGUUCUUCCUCCCCACAGUCCCUGGCCUGCUUCCUCAGUUUGGAGCUGCUGACAGUUCCAGCACAGAAGGCCAGUCAAAGAUUGUGAAUUUUGGAGUGCUGGCACAAAAAUCAGAUUUUUAUCACCAACUUGAAGAUGCUUUGGUCAGCAACGACUAUACUGGUGCAGUGAGUCUUCUCAAGGGAAUGGGCCCCUCCAGUAUUGAGACAGAAUUGCGUGGUUUGGCCCCUGAUGUCGGGGGGUCCUUGGACGUGAUGCAGAGCUUCCUAAAGAUGAUCAUAAGCAUUCUGGACAGCAAGAGGGAUUUUGAUCUGGCACAGGCCUACCUUGCUUUGUUCUUGAAGUUACACCUUCGAUUGAUUUCAGAAGAGCCAGUGCUAAUGGAUUUAGCACGUGAAGUAUCUACAAGAAUUGAAGAAACAUGGACGAACAUGCAGAUGCUUUUCAACAAGAGCUUGUGCCUGCUGGCGUACAUGAAGAGUGCUCUGCUAUAAGCUUUCUCACUCAUUUUCCAUUUUACUGAAGAAUAUCACAGCUGGAUAUGUAUACGUGACACGUGGAAACUUACCAUUACAGUCGUUGGUAUUUUGCCAGUCAAUAUCAUAUGCUUUUAUAUCUCAUUAAAGUUUAAUACAUAGCCAUAA